Molecule: messenger RNA, 1456 nt
Organism: Zophobas morio
Lineage: Eukaryota; Metazoa; Arthropoda; Insecta; Coleoptera; Tenebrionidae
Product: kynurenine aminotransferase-like
Exons: 8
Coding region: 124-1401 (425 amino acids)
Biological process (GO): biosynthetic process
Cellular component (GO): mitochondrion; cytoplasm
Molecular function (GO): pyridoxal phosphate binding; L-kynurenine:2-oxoglutarate transaminase activity
Source: RefSeq, a predicted model, not a curated record
GUUGUUUUUUGGCAAAAAAAAACAUGCAAGUCAUAGUGUCAGAUAACGUUUUAUCUUUGUACACGACAGGUUUUCCAGUGAAUUUGACUCAUUUUCCACGGGUUGUGUGACUUAAAAAUCGUCAUGUCUGAUUAUCGGGAUAAAUUUGUUCUCCCUGGACGUUACCAACUGCGAAACAAACAACUUUGGAUCGAAUACUUCGAACUUGCUCGCAAAUAUAAACCCAUUGAUUUAGGGAUUGGUAGUCCCGAUUUUCUGCCACCCGAUUUCGUACUAGACGCUUUUAAAGAAGCGGCUGGUAGUACCAACAAUGAAAUUUAUCAAUACACUAGGGGAGCGGGCCACCCGAGACUCGUUGCUGCCCUUUCUAAUCUACACUCCACUCUGAUUGGUCGAGAAAUUAACCCUCACAGCGAAAUAAUGGCAACACUGGGUGCCUACCAUGCCCUAUUUUUGGCAAUAAUGGCAACCGUGGACACAGGAGACGAAGUCAUCAUCAUGGAACCAUUUUUCGAGUGUUUUGAACACAAUGUUAGAACAGCUGGCGGCAUUCCACGUUUCGUACCACUAAAACCAAAAGAAAACACAGACGGUACUCAAACGAACGACUGGGUUUUAGACUACGAUCACUUAGAAAGUCUGUUUAACACCAAAACUAAAGCCAUCAUUGUUAACACCCCACAUAACCCAUUGGGGAAAGUCUUCACGUACGAAGAACUGAGUCAGAUUGCCCGGCUUUGCAAAAAAUGGAACGUUGUAUGUAUUUCGGACGAAGUUUACCAAUUUUUGGUGUAUGGGUCCAAAAAACACGUGUCAAUGGCAAGUCUGCCGGAUAUGUGGGAAAGGACCAUCACGGUUUGUACCGCCGGAAAAAUUUUUGCUGCCACUGGAUGGAAACUAGGGUGGGCUUAUGGUCCCUCACACUUAAUAGCCAAUUUGCAGCUGAUUCAUUUCAGUAGUGUCAGGGCUGGCAAUACUUUUCUUCAGGAAGUUGGGGCCAUUUGUGUGGAAAAAGAGCUGGCGCGACUUGGUACCACCGAGAGUUACUUAAAAUCGUCAGCCAAAGACUUCGAGACCAAGCGAGACUUCGUGUACGACAUGUUGAGUAGUACUGGGUUAAAACCUAUUAAGCCCGAUGGCGGGUACUUCAUGGUCGCAAAUUGGUCACCCUUGGAGAAACACAUCGACUUGAGUACCGAACCCGACGAAUUCAAGGACUACCGAUUCACUAAGUGGAUGACCAAGAACGUCGGCGUUCAAGGGAUACCAAUCUCGCCUUUCUACAGCAAAGAGCACAAACAUAUAGGAGAAAACUACGUCCGGUACUGCUUUGUAAAAACGGACGCUUACUUAGAUAAAGCAGCACAGGCAUUUAGAAACUGGAAACUCCAAUUAAACUAAUCGUUCGUAAAUUGUUGUAGUACCUCAAGAUUUAUAAAAAUCGUACUUGUGUAAA